AUGUCUAGACGUAGCAGCGUUAACGACAGCGAGUCGAGCUUCGAGUUCGUCGAGACGCCUGCUGCUCCCAGCCUCGAUUUCGAGAAGACCGAGGAUUGUGGUGUUCGCACCACCAAGUAUCCUUCUAUCAAGAAUGCGCCUCUCCCCGCCGAUGGAGCGGGCUCGGACUCCUUCUCGAACACCGCUCUUUUCUCCCUCCUCAUCGGUAUUCCCUACAUCCUGUCCUGGAAGUUCGGCGGAGGCCUGAAGACGGCCCUCUUCUUCGGCCUCUUCACCUCCGUUCCCAUCCUCGUGGGCUUCUGGCUGGUUGUCUCGGCCAUGAGCCCUCGCAAGAAUGAGAAGGCCCGGUACCAUGGACGCCCCGUCGAGCACUACCUGAACUUCAAGAAGGAUGUCCACAAGUUCAAGUACCACGGAAUCAACAGAAUUCCCAUGGAGACUUUCCACGAGAUGUACUUCGAUGGCGAUGUCGACUUCAAGGGUGACGCUCUCGAGGUUCUCGAGUAUCGCCAUGACUGGGCUUCCUUCCGCUUCACUCUCAACCUGAUCAAGUUCGUCCUGUUCCAGUUCGCUCCGGAGGUUAUCAUGCAUACUCGCUCCCAAGACGAGGAGCAGGUCCGUGACCACUACGACCGGGGCGACGACUUCUACGGCUGGUUUCUUGGCCCUCGCAUGAUCUACACCUCCGGCAUUAUCUCCGAUAUUAACAAGGAGGAGACCCUUGAAGAGCUUCAGGACAAUAAGCUGGCGGUAGUCUGCGAGAAGAUCGGUCUCAAGCAGGGCGACACUCUACUUGACAUUGGCUGUGGUUGGGGAACGCUUGCUCGGUUCGCCAGCGUCUGCUACGGUGCUUGCGCUACUGGUAUCACUCUCGGCCGCAAUCAGACUACUUGGGGCAAUGGUGCUCUUCGCAAGGCUAGAAUUCCCGAAGACCAGUCCAAGAUUCUCUGCAUGGACUACCGCGACAUUCCCUCCGUGGAGGGCGGCUACAAGAAGAUCACCUGCUUGGAGAUGGCUGAGCACGUUGGUGUUCGUCACUUCCAGGGCUUUCUCCGCCAAGUCUACGACAUGCUCGAUGAUGACGGUGUCUUUUUCCUCCAAAUCGCCGGCCUUCGCAAGUACUGGCAGUACGAGGAUCUCAUCUGGGGUUUGUUCAUGAACAAGUACAUCUUCCCUGGCGCCGACGCUUCGACUCCCCUCGGAUUCUUCACCGACAAGAUCGAGGCCGCCGGCUUCGAGAUCAAGAGCGUAGACACCAUCGGCGUGCACUACUCGGCAACUCUCUGGCGCUGGUAUAGGAACUGGAUGGCCAACCGUGAGAAGAUCGAGGCAAAGUACGGUAAGAGAUGGUUCCGUAUCUGGGAGUUUUUCCUGGCCUACUCGACCAUCAUCGCCCGUCAAGGCAGCGCUACCUGCUACCAACUCGUCAUGCACAAGAACAUCAACUCUGUCCACCGUGUUGAGCAGAUCCCUACUGCAUACGGCCUUUCUGGUGCUCUUGCUGCUUCCAAGGUCGACAUGGCCGGUUGGGCCAAGACUAACAAUGUUGGCUCCUCCCUGGACUUUACUCAGUGA
Molecule: messenger RNA, 1575 nt
Organism: Colletotrichum karsti
Lineage: Eukaryota; Fungi; Ascomycota; Sordariomycetes; Glomerellales; Glomerellaceae
Exons: 4
Coding region: 1-1575 (524 amino acids)
Biological process (GO): cellular response to biotic stimulus
Source: RefSeq, a predicted model, not a curated record